CCACGAUUGCUUGUGACGCGCACGCCGGCUGGGGAGGUUUCCCGGAUGCCGAAGCCUAUUUCACCGUCCUGUUGCUCAACGAUGCCAUUGGCUCUGCCUCUUAUGAGCUGUAUAUUCGUGACGAGACGGGUGUGUCCGUCACGGCAGAUGGCCAUCGUCUCGUUCAGCCCAUUGUGUUUGAGCAAAUGCCCGGUGAGUCGCAGUACGAGCAAGUGAUUGCCGUGAAACGCUAUGACAUGAGCCGCUACACCUUCAACGUGAUUCUGGGCUACCGGUCGCGCUGCGAGAGCAUUGAGUUUGUGGGUGGCGACGAUGCUGCCUUGGCUGAGCUGCAGUCCUCGGAAGUGACGCUCUCCGUUGAGUUUCUCCAGCCCUGCUCCCAGGUUGACUGGACUGGCACCAUGAGUCGCGAGCGCUCGUUCCUUGUCAACAUUGAGGAGAAUGCCGAGAUCUUCCGCGUUACCCUGGCCAACCCUGAGACAUCCUCUCGCCGCUGGGAAGACAAUGGCCGCCUGGAGGGCGUGCAUCUCAUGUACCGUCGUGUGGGUGACGUGGACUGGGCGUACGCCCGCAACGCCAGCGGGGACAUUCUCAACUUUAUGUACGGCGAGUCGGACUACGGUUAUAGCACCCUUGAAUGGAAUACCGAUGGUGUUCUGGACGGGGAGUACGAGCUGAUGGCAAACGCAGCCAGUGAGAUUAGCUGGACGUACGAGUACGAGGCCCCGACGACCACGUCCAGUGUGUCGGUAGCCAUCAACGACCUGGUCCUGACGGUGACGUGGGACGAGGCCUACGCGGACAUCAACAGCGAGGAGGCACAGGCGCUGGCCGCACGCAUCGCCUCGGAACUGGCCAGUAUCCUCGGCGUGGCGACCUCCCGCAUCUCUGUUCAGCGCUUCUCCGAGGAGGCUGACAACCGAACGGCCGUCAGCUUGCUCUUCACGGCAGCAGCUUCUGCGCGUCGUCGCGACAACUCGGAGCAGUCGAGCGAGGUCUUGGUGUACCUCCUUGAGCAAGCACUGCAGAACGGUGGCAAUUUUUCCGUUGUGUCCGUUGAUGGCAAUACUUACCUGGAAACCAGCAGCAUCAUUGAUGACGAUUCGGAUGGGGAGAGUAGCACGACGGCGACACCCACGGGAGACUCGGACAACAGUGCGUCGGCCUCUUCGGCGGACAUCUCGGCCCUCAAGGACGACGUCACUGCCACGUUUGUCGUUUCUAUUGUGACGAUGGUGUUGCAGUUUGUGGUGAUUGUGGCCCUGGUGUGGUGCUACAAGUAUCGCGGCCAGCGCGCGCAUCUGGAGGGUUCCUCCAAGCACCAGCGCCAAUUCCAAGUGUUCUCGGCAGGGAGCGCCAAGUCGACCCGCACUGGCAAGCAGGACAGCAACUACACUUUGGUUCAGUCUCCGACAACGCCAUAUGCGCUGGCCAACCGCCAGGAUACGACAGACCCAACUUAUGAACUGGCCUACCGCACUUCUACGCGAGAACGGCGCGUGACCAGCACGGACGUGGAUGCUAUCACGGAUUUUGCUCAAUCUGACGUUGAAGAGGAGCAUGCUCUGCCCGCAACCGGGCGACGAGUGAGCGUCGUCUCGGCGUAGGCGGCUGGACUCUUGCACUUGACUGUUCAAUGUUUGUGAGCUGGUCCUCUCGUACGAGUCUGAUUUCUUUGCUUUGUUGUGAUUUGCAAGAGUGAAUGCGAGUGUUCAUCAAGCUUUUUGGUACGCUUUUCUUCUUCCCUAAUUGAUGUGUAAUUUG
Molecule: messenger RNA, 1764 nt
Organism: Monosiga brevicollis MX1
Lineage: Eukaryota; Choanoflagellata; Craspedida; Salpingoecidae
Exons: 3
Coding region: 186-1607 (473 amino acids)
Source: RefSeq, a predicted model, not a curated record